Molecule: messenger RNA, 4378 nt
Organism: Polypterus senegalus (gray bichir)
Lineage: Eukaryota; Metazoa; Chordata; Cladistia; Polypteriformes; Polypteridae
Gene: ell
Product: elongation factor RNA polymerase II
Exons: 12
Coding region: 63-1955 (630 amino acids)
Biological process (GO): positive regulation of transcription elongation by RNA polymerase II; transcription elongation by RNA polymerase II; snRNA transcription by RNA polymerase II
Cellular component (GO): transcription elongation factor complex
Molecular function (GO): cis-regulatory region sequence-specific DNA binding
Source: RefSeq, a predicted model, not a curated record
GUGCGUGUCUUGUGUAUGCGUGCGUGCGCGAGUGAAGGGGCGGGCGCUCGAAUGCUGGCAAGAUGGCGACACUGAAGGAGGAGCAGAGCUACGGGCUGUCCUGCGGAAGGCUUAGCAAUGGCAAUAACGUGUCUGUCUUUCACGUUAAGCUCACCGACAGCGCCUUCAGGGCCUUUGAGAGCUACCAGAGCAACAAGGGUGUUCUGUCAACUUUCCCUUCAAUCCGAUUUAAUGGCAGCCAGGGGCAAAUUGCAAUUCCAAGGCCAGAAUGUCCAAAUGAAUUGCGAAGAUUCACAUUCUAUUUAUCCAAUGUUGGCAAGGACAACCCCCAAGGGAGCUUCAACUGCAUCCAGCAGUAUGUCUCAAGGUGCAAUGGAGGAGUUCAGCUGGACUGCCUGGGAGACAUACAGGAUAAAAUCACUGUGUGUGCCACAGAUGAUUCAUACCAGAAAGCAAGGCAAAGCAUGGCCCAAGCAGAGGAAGAGACACGGAGCCGUGGAGCGAUAGUAAUCAAGCCUGGAGGCAGAUAUGUUGGUAAAAAGGUGCAAAUCCGUAAACCAGCUCCAGGCAACACAGAUAUUGCUCCUGCUCGACGACAGCCAAGGCCAGUCAAUAUGGCCAGUGCCAUGAAGAAAGGAAGUAAUGCCUCCCUGCAGAGACCUUUUAAGGACAGAGUAAUCCACUUGCUUGCCCUGAAGCCCUAUAGGAAGGCCGAGCUUAUUUUGCGGUUACAGAAAGAUGGACUGCAGCAGCAAGACAAAGACACUUUAGAUAGCCUACUGCAACAGGUGGCAAACCUCAACAGCAGAGAUGGCACCUACACAUUGAAGGACUGUAUUUAUAAAGACAUACAGAAAGACUGGCCAGGCUAUUCCGAAGGGGACCAGCAGCUAUUAAAAAGGAUACUUGUUCGGAAAUUGUGUCAGUCUCAAAAUCCUCUUGGUAAUGUUGGGGAAACCCCAUCUAGCCCACCUAAGGAUAACUUGAACUCCUCUUCCCCUUCACAGAAACGCACCAUCAGUGACUUCAUUGAUCCUUUACUCAAUAAGAAGCCCAGAAUUUCUCAUCUAGCCAGUAAAUCUCAGAACAUUUUUAAUGGCAAGUUAAGUUCUAAUGAGAAGGAGGUUACCCAGCCUCCACUGAAUGUCCAUUCUGUCGUAGCAGAUUCAGGGAGUUCUGGGUCUCAUUUACCUACACUUGAGAUCCCCCGCCCUUAUGACCCACUAUCUGAUGUCAGCAAUGAUUCAAACCCCAAUGGCAAAGACUGUGAAAGCCAGGAAUUGGCAGUAGCUGAGCGACUCUGCCCCCCUCCUCCUAUUUCUGCCCCGACACUAACCCUGACUGCCAUAGGGGUCUCAUCACAGCCAAGUAAAUCAGACUUUUCUAGCUGUUCUUCUUUGCAUGGGAAGUCAAAGAAAAAAUCAAAAAAGCACAAAGAUAAAGAGAAAUCCAAGGAGAAAAAGAUUGAGAACAAAUUUAUAGAGGAAAAGCCAGACUGUGGAACUGUUCCUUGCUCAGAAACUCGGACGGCCGGUAUUCCACAGAGCAGCACAGACCAAAAUGGAAUGUGCAACAGUUCCAGUGUUCCCACGUCAACAUCAGAGAUGCCAGACUAUUUAUUAAAGUACACGGUCAUCUCCUCCCAAGAACAGCGUCAGAGUUAUAAAAAUGACUUCAACGCAGAGUAUAAUGAAUACAGAGAUCUGCAUGCUCGUAUUGAAAGGAUAACAAGACAGUUCACAGUCUUGGAUGCUGAGCUGAGACAGCUGCAGCAAGGGACUGACCAGUACAAGACAGUCCACAAUCAAAUAUUGCAAGAAUAUCGGCAAAUUAAAAAGACAAAUCCAAAUUAUAGCCAGGAGAAGAAUCGCUGUGAAUAUCUACACAAUAAACUGGCACACAUAAAGAGACUCAUAGCAGAAUAUGACCACCAGCAACUUCAGAAUUGGCAUUAGCAUGCAGGAUUCACUGGAAGAGAGUGGGAUGAGCACCCCUUUACACAGACGCCACGGAGACAUAGACUUCAGUAUGGAGCCAGCACUGCUGUGCGUGUGUGUUGUCUGCUUUUUCCCCCUCCCCACUUUCUCUCCCCAUUAAGGGGUAUGAGAUUGAAGUGCAAGUGACAUUGAAGAAUAAAUAGUUUUUCAAUGGGGAACUGAAUUAGUAUUUGUUAUAUGAAUCCCCAGCAGAACAUACACACACACACAUACACCCACUGAGGUGGCUGUGAAUGAUCCAUUUUGGGGGGAAAAAUUGACAGUUUACGUCUACCUUUUUUUUUCGGAAGGAAAACAGUAAGGUACAAUAUGGCUUCUUACCAUGUUUAAAAAUGAUUUGGCAACAGAUUUGGCAAAACUUUAUUUGGUAUUAAGAUUUUAUAUACAUACUCCUUUGUUUAAGUUUUAAUCUUUUUAUGAAAUUUAAAUUUGUAAAGCUUCUGAUGUGGGUUUAUACUGUAUCAUCCCGUUUUUGCAAUUAUUUAUUUUUAUUUAGGGUUGAUGCAGUUAUCAAUGUAUAUACACUCAGUAUUUAAUGAAAAGGAAAAAACACUUAACUAGUGGUCUCCAUGCAGCAUAAACUUCCAGUGACUUUCUUGCCUACCUUAACCCACAGUGUGUUCUUUCACCAAAAGGACAUUUCAGCAUUUCUAUUUAUUAAAGGAUUUCUGAUAGCUAAAAAAAUGUUAAAGUACAUAACCAAGCAUGUCUCCUGUGCAGACUGUAAAUGGUGCUUUGGAUGUUGGAAAUUUGGAUGCAGGAGGGAGUAAAUCCAGUGUUAAUAUUUUCAAGUUUAAAAUAAAUAAGAAAGACUUAUGAUGAACCUUGGAAUUGUAUGGUUUCAUGGUGUUACAGCGGCCAUACAAUUCUUCACCUAAAAUUGAACAAUAUGGGUAGGAGCCAUAAUUAUUUUGUCUCCUGAAGUAGGAGGUGAAGUCAGGAGCUGGUUUAUUUUUCAGGCUGGCUGCUGUUUUUUUUUUUUUUAUUUACACAUGCACACACAAAAAUAUAUAUGUGUAUAAUGCCCUCUACACUCUCGGGUUAUUUGCAGGCAUUUUUGCUACAAUAUUCUUAUUAGUUAGUUUAUAUCCUCUCACCCACAUUUCCUAGGCAGGUACCUGCAGAAUCUUUUCUUGAGAGACCAUUACACUGCCAUUUUGAAAGACUGUGGACUGUGUAAGGAUUUCUGGUGAAUUAAUGUUAGUAGCAAAAUGGUGCUUUGCAAAUAUGAGACCUACACAGAUUUGUUUUACAUUAGGCUUAAAAACCAGUCUGUGUCCACAUCUGUGCCAUUAUCACACAUUCCUAGUACUGUAUAUAAGAAGCACAACACUUUUGAAGGUAAAAUUCUGUUAUAUAUGCCAAACUUUGUAGCAGAAGUACAAACCUUAAUGAGAAGCUAUAAAGAAGUAAGGCUAACACCACAAGUGAUGUCAUUGCAUUAUUUUUAAGACAAUUCUUAAAUCUCAACAAUGUAAACAAUGCACAGAUUUGCUUAAGUUCUUGUCACACAGAUGUGAGCACUGACAGUCAGCAUUCGGAAAUUACAAAACAAUGAAGAGAAUUAUCUGAAAGACUUGAGAAAUGUGAUUGUUAGGCUGGUUGGUUGCUCUAAACAUUUAAAAAUAGAAAUAAUACAAUGCCAACAGUUAUGCUUUGGAUUGCUUAUUGCUUUCUAUAAAACUGGCUGGCUGGAAUCACUGGGAUUUUGCCAAAAAGUCAUAUUGACUGAAGUUUUGAUGUUUACCUACUGACUGAGUAUUCUUGAAAUAAGUGUUGAUGCUUUUUUUUCCCGUAGUUGGAGACAAAGCUGUUUAGUUUUGCGCUCAAAGAUGGAGAUCCGUUCUGUGUUUUUUCAAGUUUUGUCAAUUCUUGCUGCCAAAAUAUGUAGAUUCAGCUACAGGGCUGAAUUUUGUCUUAAGGAAAAAGCAGACCCCAUGUUGUUUUUGUUACAACCCAAAACAGGAGUCUAUUUGUCUAACCAACAACAAUAACAAUAAAUGCACUUUAUUUAAUGUACUUAAAAAAGAUAUGGCUAUGUACUUAACCCCCACCCCCUAAUUUUUAGCCAUUUUUUUAUACUCCAGUGAUCUUCGCUAUUUUUCACUCUGAAGUGCAGACCCCAGUUGUCUUAUGGGUGGACUGAUGUAUUGCCUUGCCAGCAGGCUGCUUUUCUUUGUGCUUCAAAAAACUGGGGUGAUGUACCUUAAGAGAAAUCUUCACUGGCUGGUAUACAUUUAUGUGAUCCAUUUAUUUCUGUUCUGUUCACUGUCCUUUUCUAAGUGCAACAUUGUUUUCUUUAAUUUGAAUCAAAAACCAGCCAUAUCAGAUGUCCCACGGCUUUCCAAAGAGGUCUUAAAAAUUAAAAGCAGUUUGAUUUA